AAAAAAAAGAAAAGAAACUAAGCAUUGAACUAACAUAUUGCUUGGUAUGCUUGGGUCGGAAUUAUACAAAGUUUUUGGUUAUUUGUUCACACAUUUUUAGAACUUUCUACAUGAACAUUUUCUAGUUUUGUGAGUAAAAUUGGAAUGAAGGGUACACAUCCCCACGUGGCACAAGCCCUACAAGGGUUUUUCAUAGAAGAAAAAUAAAAAUCAGAGAAAAACACAAAUCCGAGACGGUUUGCAUAUAACCCAGGGAACGAUCUUAAUGUUGCGAAGUUGGGCAAACAAUAAGGUGGGAUAGUUGGAAUCAAUGAAGGAAUCUAUUUUAGGGCAUGUCUAUAAUGGGGUAGACAGUAAUUCUAGAGACUCUGAAAUUUGUAGAAGUUUUUGCAAGAUUUGAAGGUUAGAAGUUGGAGAAUGACAGUUUGUAGUGUUCAUUUCCGGAGAGCUUCUUCCGCCACUCCAUGGCAAGGGGACAGGAGGACCAUACGGGAUUAGUGGGCUUCUCCAGUGACACUCACUGGGCCACUAGCGGUCUCCUCGUAGAGGAGCUCGGCUCCACGCAGUGGCUCUCCCCGAGCAGGGGCCAGCGGAGCGUCUUACAGCAUGUACGAGUCUCUUCCCUACGUGGUUAGCGAGCCGCUCCGCUGGCACUCCGUGGGCCACUAGCCGUGGGGGCCUUGUUCCUCUCACGAGGAAAGAGGCUAACUGUUCGUUAAUGGUUUUAAAUUCUCGUAUUGUAAACGUAGAAGGAUCGGGAUAUAUUUACUACUCGUGUAACCAUUGCCCCAUAAGACAAAAAAACGACAGAUUCUCGGAAAGAUUCUUUAUAUAUUUUUUGAAACAAGGGACGGUUCAGAAGUAAAAAAUAUUAGCUACAUGUAUCCAGUUACAAUUUGUGGGGCAGGAAGAAAAUUCCUUCCAUACUACGGCGGUAUGAUUCUCGGAAUUAAUCGUUACGAUAGUAAUUUAUGCACCCCAUGGGGUUACAUCUCUGACACCGUCCUUUGCAUUCUGCCCAGUGUUUAUUUCUUGUCAGUUGUCUACGUAAUGUCAGACACGGAUAGAUAUCCAAAAACGACACUGAAUGAAAAAAAUAAAACAGAAAAGUCAAAAGCCAAAUCCGAUAGUCGUGCAGAGAAUCCUGGGGUACAGCUCUUUGGCAAGGAAAGGAAUGUCAAGUGACCUAACUUUGGCACUGUGGCAUGUCAAGUAUCCUAACCAUCCAAUAGGUCAUCGAUUCAAAAAUCAAGUCAGAAAUAUAAAAGACUAAAAGUGCAACAUUUCGGUCAUUAAUUGUAGAUUAAUUUUUUGUUUCGGUUAGGUUUCUACUCUUGAAUUACUUAACGGAGACAGGCGUAGAUUCACAUAAUACUUCUAUUAUCCCGGCUAUCAAUACGGUUGAGCUCUCCAAAUGGGAGAGCUUUCCUAUGACACUCCUUUGGAUUGCGGAUGCCUUUCCUAAUUCUAUUCUUGGCUGUUCUUGGCUAACUAAAAAAGAAAAAAAUACAAGAAAUCUAAAAUCCAACGUACAGUGCGAUAAAAAAAUAUUAGUGGGAAAAACUGAACCAUUUUCCAUAAUUAUUGUGGGGGGAGGAGGGGAGGAAAAAAAAAAAAGAUUGGUUGCAAAUUGCGAGAAUGUGAAAUUAGAAGAAUGAAAAUAAGGAAUGCGCCCACGAAGAGGAGUAGUUUAGUUAUUCGACCAACGAGCCCUACCAUAAGCAGUACACACGACAAAUGUACCUUCCAGGAUCUUUCAAAGCUAUGUAUAAUCUGUUGUUUUAGUUAUUGUGAGGGUUUAAUAUGUCGAUUUGUCAUAUGUACGUUGGGAGCCCGCGCGCGGGAAAUUAUACCAAACAAAGGUUUAAUGUCGUCUGAUACAUAGAAUUGACCCAAAAUUUUGUACUAGAAGUAGUGAUAGACUAGAUAAUGCAUGUAGAGAAGUACGGGGGAAGUGUGGGGCAAAGAAUGAAGUA
Messenger RNA from [Candida] anglica, 1976 nucleotides. Lineage: Eukaryota; Fungi; Ascomycota; Pichiomycetes; Serinales; Debaryomycetaceae. The record is from the annotation of a GenBank genome assembly.